Molecule: messenger RNA, 11302 nt
Organism: Mytilus trossulus (common blue mussel)
Lineage: Eukaryota; Metazoa; Mollusca; Bivalvia; Mytilida; Mytilidae
Product: nuclear receptor coactivator 3-like
Exons: 22
Coding region: 602-6046 (1814 amino acids)
Biological process (GO): cellular response to hormone stimulus; positive regulation of transcription by RNA polymerase II
Cellular component (GO): nucleus
Molecular function (GO): nuclear receptor binding; protein dimerization activity
Source: RefSeq, a predicted model, not a curated record
UAGUUUUAAAUAGCUGAUAUGUUAAUGGUUUUAAAUUUGUGUAAUCGUUUGGUGUCCUUGGACCAGGUUUUUAUCAGAUUGAAGAGCCGUGUAGUAAACAAAUGAAUUUUAAUCUGGUGUGUGGUGUUUUCAAGGUUGGGAAAUAGAGGUGUGGAUUUAUAACCGUUAAGUGUGGGACAGGGAUAACAAUUAGAAUUUUUCAAUUGGAUUUAUUUAAGUGUGCAACGAAUGUGUAUUUCACAAAAGUUUAUGGCCGUUUAUUUUUCUUUCAUGUGUGGAUUUCUAUUUGUUGUUUAAAAGGCAAAUGGUUGUAUUAGAAUUUUAAUGGAUUAAAAAAUACAAUUCACAUGUUUUGAUAGUGAAACAUGUUUUUACGGAAUAACAUGUGAACAUUAUGGAUUUAUUUUUAUAUUCACGUGGGGUCGCCCAUGCUUACUGGUAACAUCAUCUUUCGAUUAAAAACUACUGUAAUUGUAUAUGGAAAUAGAAACGUAAAUACUUUAUUUGUUGAAACAAGUGCCUCAAUGAAAGACGAAGACGAGACAAAGAGAAUACAUAUUUUGAAGAGCUUGCCGAGUUAAUCUCGGCAAGUAUCACGGACAUGAGCUCCUUCUCGGUUAAGCCGGAAAAGUGUGCAAUACUACAGGAGAGCCUCAACCAAAUAAAACAGAUCAAAGAGGAGACUGGGAGCUCAGAAGCUGUACAGCAAAGUCAAGUCUCAUCAAGUAAACCUUCAGUAUUGGCUAACGAUGUUCUGGGACCACUUUUGUUAGAGGCAUUGGACGGAUUUUUGUUUGUUGUAAAUGGUCAAGGCAAAGUUGAAUUUGUAUCAGAAAAUGUUGAUUCAUAUCUUAAAUACACCCAGGAUGACCUUGUUGGCAAAAGUAUAUAUAAUAUUAUCCAUGUCGGAGAUCAUGCACAAUUUAGUGGCAGCCUUCUGCCUAUGUCAUUUGGUAGUGUAAUUUCUUGGCCAAACGAUACUGUAGCUAAAGGAAGAACUUUUAAUUGUCGUAUGCUUGUUAAACCACCAUGUGAAGAAAUUGAUGAUGUUGAAGUUAAACAAACCUAUGUUUCCCAAUAUGAAAACAUGCAAAUAUCUGCCUUACAACAACCUGGUGAAAAAUUCUCUGAAACUAGCGAAGGUUCAGUUGGACAAUCUUGUCUAGUGUGUAUUGCUAGACGACUUUCUAUAACAGAGAAGACUAAUACCAUGCUGGGCAUUGAACAGUUUACUACAAAACAAGAUACUAACGGAAAAAUACUCGCAUUUGAUACAAGUGGAAUAGCACCAGGAUCUCAAAGCUGUCCAGAUUUUAACGGACAAAACAUUCAAGAAUUUUGUCAUGUGAAUGAUGUUCAAAAUUUAGCCAAACAUUUCCAAGAAGUGUUAAAGACUGGAUCUAAUACAAGUAGUGUGUAUAGGUUCAAAUUUCAAGACAAUAGAUAUUUCUUUGUACAGACUAAGAGUAAAAUUUUCCGCAGUGACAAUUGUGAACAAGAUUUUAUUUUGUCCACACAUUCCAUUAUUCGUGAGUGCGACUCGGAAAAUGAACUCAAAGGCUCAGCUUCGACAAGUCUUAUGAAAUCUAUUAUAGGACAAUCGCAAGUUGCAGGAACUCGUAGCAACCAAAACUUGUCUGGAAUAUCGUCACAAAUGGCGGCACUAGAAACACUUGCAUACUCGCAGAGUUCAAUGAACCCUAACAUGGGGUUAAAUAGUGACUUACAUUCAAUGGAUGUGUUGAAUUCAAACAGUAACCAUGGAAAUUGGGAUUUAUUGCCUUCAGAUUUUGAGGCUGUUAUUGGAAGUACGAAUAUGAAUUUUAAUAAUUCAAACUCAUCGAGUAAUAGUGUUAACUCAUGGAGUGACAUGUCUCAAAUGAAACUCGCUCAACAACAGCAGCAGCAUCAACAACAACAACAACAGUUGUUAACGAGAACAAUGCUUGCGAUGAGUAAAACCAUUCGACCGGAAAUGUUGAAAUUUCAACGUGGAGGAUCAUUUGACUCAAGUAGUAAUAGUGGUCAGAAAAGUCCACGAUUUUCACCUAGUCCAGGACCAAGAAGUGCCCCGUUUCAGGUUCCAAGUCAGAGGAAUAUGAUGGGAUAUCCAAAUCAGCGUAGUCCAGGAAGUAGUGUAGGUGGCAUGAUGUCUAACAGGAUGUCACCAGGUAUGGGAUAUCCUCCACAACGGACACCACCUAUGUCCAGUCCAGUGAGUAUGACACCUUCUGGUUGGAACAGACUACAACAAAAUAUACAACAACAAAAUAUACACCAACAACGUGAAUUUCAAACACCAAACAGCUUGCCGCCACUUAGUUUGUCCAUGAUGUCACCAGGGCAACAAGGGGGCAUGAUGGGUAGGACUAGUGCUAAUCCGUCACCUUCACCUCGGAGUAGUUCCGAAUUUCUGUUUUCAAAUUCAAGUCAGUCCUCUGUUGAUAAAAGGACAAUACGAGGUGGUGGUAAAUUAAGUGAACUUUUGAGUCACAGCUCAUCUAGUGGUUCUCUGAUAAUUCGGACUAAUUCUAGAGAUAGUUUAUAUGAUCAGGACAGGACAGACAAUAAUAGUGUGUUAUCUCCCCUUGACAGUCAUCAAUCCCCACAACCGGGACCAGGAUCACUAAGUCCAACGGAAAAACCACAGAGUACAACGUCACAUGAUGAUAUUGAUAUGUUGCGGAAAGGGGACGGGAAAAAGGCACCAAAAAAUAUCAUAUUAAAACAAUUGCUCAGUCAAGAUGAGUCGUACGACGAUGAAAAGGACGAUAAAUCAGAAUCAGAUAUGAAUGAGGCGGAGGCCAAGAAACCAAAUGCCUUGUUAAAGCAAUUAUUAAGUGACCCUGGAGAGGAUAAAGAUAGAAAAGAAAAAGUAAAAGACAAGGGCCUACAAAAUGGAGAAUUACUUCAGUUUCUGUUAGCAGACGACAACAACUGUACUACCUCUGCACCUGCUGAAAGUACUAGUCAAGAUCAUGAUCUGUCCACUCGACAGCGCCACCAAUCAGCCCCUGAAGAACCCCAGUCGACUACAUCAACACCAUCUACCUCAAAGUCAAGUACACCUGUAUUGCCUCAUCUUCCACAGCGUCAACGCCACGCUUCAGUAGAACAGUCAACAUUUAACCGGCCAUCGUCUGUUGGCUUGGAAACAGUCAAAAGACCAACUGAUACCUCGAAUUUUAUCGUUGAUAAAAAUUUGGACAAUUUCUUGAAUUCACUAUGGGAGAAGGGAAACGAAACUAAUCAAAUUCAACCUCAAAAGAAACGAAAAUUAUCGUCAUCAGAAGUGGAUAGUACGGCAGAUCAAGAUCAAGCUAAUUACCCAAACAAGGAAGGCACGAAAUUAAUGAAAGAAAAUGCUUUGUUAGCAAAAUUGUUAUCAACAAAAGCUAAUAAAGAAAAAAUUGUAAAUACAGGCAUAUCUGGGAACGCUAACCCGUCAGCGACACCGCAGAGUAGACUAACGAAAGAUGUAUCACAGAAACUUCUAAGUGUUAAACCAAGUUUACCGUUACUUUCUAAAACACUGUCCGAUUCUAAAGUAGACUCGGGUUCAUCCAAUUCUAAUACAGAUUCAUUCUCCGUUGGAAAUAAAGAAAUGGGACAACUAAAAAACCUUAAUCAAACGUCCAGUCAGAACAAGAUGACGGACAUGUUGAACAGUUAUAAUUCCUCGUCCAAUAAUAUUGGACAAGAUGAUAACAGUCAGGACACGUAUGAUAGUUUACAACGAAUGUUGUUUGAUAGUCAGUCUGACAAUGUUAUGGAAUUUUCAGAAGUAUCUGAAUCUUCUGAUCCUCUGCUUAAUGAAAUUUUACAACAAGCUGAAGAUCUCAAGCAAGACUUGACUACGCCUAAAACACCAUCAUCAAGUAGAGGUCCCACCCCUGCAGUCAAUAAUGGACCAUUACAUGAAAAUGCUCCCCCAGUGUUAAGUGAUUUGGACUUACUAUCCCAGUUUGAACAGGUCCUUAAAGAGAAAAAUGCCUCUCUUGAUGAGAUUGAUCAACUUUUAGGAAUAAGUAAUCAAGCCAUGGGCCAAGCAAUGGGUCUAGUAAAGACUGGUGGUCCAAAUGAUAUGAUGGCAAUAGAAGAAAUUCAGAAGGAGUUGAUGCGUGACGAGCCUAUCCACUCCAAUGCCAUGCCCAAUCCUAUGAUUGCACGAGCAUUACAGGCACAGAGCAGUAUGAAUCGGCAGAGCUUCAUGCAGAGCAUGAGUGCCAUGAGUCAGAGUGCCAUGAGUCAGGUUCCUGGGAAUGGGAACAUGGAUAUGGGAUUCCAACAGAUCUCUCCCCCUAAUCCUCAACAGGGGUUCCAGCAACAACAACAACAAAGCUUUGGCCUACCUGGGCCACGCCUUCCUGGGCCUCCAGGGCCUUUAGCAAGUGCCUUGAGUAAUGGGAUGCAGCAGCGACCUGGCUUUCCAAACAGUAUGGCCAUGCAGGUACGGCAGUCCUUGCUCCAGCAACAGAAAUUGAAAGCUCAGCGGGAAAUGGAGAAAAGACGUCAAGCGGCAGAACAAGCCAGGAGACGAGCGCUGAUGCAGGCUCAACUGUCCAAUAAUUUUGGCUCAAGGUUUCAACCUAAUAUGGAUGGAAAUUCUAUGUCAGUACAGCCGUUCCCAGAAAAUCUGGCUGAAAUGAUGAACAGUGGCAAUGCCCCAAAUGUAUCAUUGCAGAGAAACCAAAGUAUACCAGGUCCAAUGUCACCACGAUUCAACCCCAACGUGAUGCCUCAAAACCAAGGAAUGAAUCCUCAAAUGAUCGGACCUUCUACUCCCAGCUCCCAAAUGUCGCCUCAUUUUAACCAGCAGUCACAGUGGAAUAUCCGUCAACAGGGAUUACAGAGUCCUAUGGGAAUGUCACAGGUUGAUCAAAUGACUUCACAGAUGAACAUGCAGAGACAUCGGUCAUUGUCUGGAGGGACUAACAACCAAUCAAGGUUCCAGUUCCCAGAGGGACAGUUCAACAACAAUAAUAAUAGUCAGAUGGGCAUGUUACAACAGCAAUCUUUAUACUCUGGUAGAAUGAUGCGACAGAUGAGCAUGCCAGGUCGUGGUUCUCCAAGAACGUCACAGAGUCCAUUUGGAAAUAGUCCAGACCCUAUGUUAAUGUCCCCUAACUCCAUAUCACCUAACAACUCUUUACGACAGUCAACGAGUCAGAUCAGUCCAUCUUAUAACCAAUCGUCAGGUGUGAUGUGUGUGCCAUCGUCGUCUGGAGGGAUGGGAGCUCCAUCGUCAUUAUCACCGGUGCAGAACAUGAAUCAAGGAAUUAAUUCAGUGGCGUCGUCAAAUAAUGGGUUCGGAGAUUAUGAGAUGCAGCUCGAUAUAGAAAAUAAAAUGAGCAUGAACAAAUCUGACUUUGUGAAGCAGGAGUUACGUAAUAUAUGUAACGCACGAUCGGAAAAACAAAUGCAGCAAAUUAAUCAACAUCACACAUCACAGUCCCUCUCUUUACAGUCACCCCAACAACAACCUUUAACCUCACCUCAUUCUCAACAGAACUUAACCUCACCACAUCCUCAGCAACAACCAAUGACAUCACCCCAGUUACCACCUUAUUCCCAACACCAACAACAACAUCAGCAUCAACAACAGCAGCAGUCGGUCACGUUAGAUUACGAAUCAGAAAUACCACUUGAUAUUUUAGACCAAAUAACUGAGAUGGCUAAAGACCAUGGUGUGAUGACUGGUACGGCUGGAGGUGGAUUAAAUUUAGAAGAUCUCAAAGAGGAGGAUGUCCUCAAGAGGAAAAGGGAGGAGGCAAAACAAGUUUAUGAAAAAUUCCAAGCUCUUGCCAAAGCUGAGGCCAGGAUGGAUCAAAAAGAGGAAUCAAAUGAUGUGAUACCAAGUACAAUAUUUAGGAAACAAUUAAUGACCCAAGUAAUGAACAGUCAGAAUCAGCCUCUAUUACAGAGGUCAACUAGUAUAGAUACCAAUCAGGUUCAAGUCGUUACUAAGGAGCCAAGGACAAGUGUUGAUGAUAUGAAACCUCCAGACCACAAAAACAGUUUACUACAACAAUUACUGUCCGAAUGACGACAGCUUUAAUUUAGACGCCAUUUUAUAUUAAAAUAAGUGCCAUCGACAUUACUGUAGGAUCAGAUAGACGGGUUAAUGUUAUACGAACUUUACAGGAAUAAUGACUGAUAAAAAUCAGCCUGUUUGUUAAUGUUAACGGCUGUUCUUGAAGUGACGUGUUAACUUUAAUUGAAUUUGUUAACAAAACGUCAGCAGAAAAUCUACUUCAAUGGAAAAUCAUUACAGGAAAAAAAAUGAAUUCAAUUUGAACAACCUGUAUUUUUUUCCGCUAAAGAUUGAUUAGACAAAUUGAAGUGCUAUUCGAAAUAAAAAGGUCACAGGAACCUAAAUGUGGAGAAACUGGGUUCGAGUGACCUAAAUUUGUGAUAUCAAUUUGUGAUGUGCACUCUUAAAUGACAAUUUAAGUGUACUUUACUAAGAGAAAAAAACAUCUGAGAAAAUGAUGUGAGAGGUUUGUGAUUAGGCCAGUUAUAUUUUAUAUGAAAUCUACCAAUAUGGUUGCUCUUGUAAAUUGUCCAAUACCGUAUUUGGUGGAUAAAUGGAUUUUUUAUAAACAAUACUACAAAACAGUGAUAUUAUAACUUGUAGUGAAAAAAUAUUAUAACUUGUAGUGAAAUAUAUUUGUUUAUGUUUGUUAGAAUGGAUUUAUAUUCAACAGAAACCAGACUUUUUCGUGUACAGAUCGAAAGACGGAUGAUUUUUCAAUGCUGUAUAGGUUUUAAUUGGGUUGCACAAAGUGCCUACAAAGGAUUAACCCAGGGACAUUUUAUUAUUAGCGCUAGAUGACUAUUUUCGUAUUAGGAAAGUUUUCUCAUAGAUUUAAACUCUAUAUUGCAUGUAUAGAGGACUAUAUAGACAGACUUUGUUUUUGUUACUCGUUUAAGUUUUAUGUUUAAGACGAUGUUAAUAACUUUAGAGUAGUGAUAAAUAGAGCAAAACGUUCUGGUGAUCUCAUUAUAGUUAAACUAUUUUACUGCUCAAAUUAUUUACGCAUGUUGAUUGCCUUUAAGUCGGGAAAUGACGAUUUUUAAACCAUAAUUCUGGUCAUUUAGUAUCAGAUUCAGGGAUUUUUCAAUAGAAGGAUUGGAUUAGUUUAAAAUGAACACAUAUUUGUGAUGGUAUGAAUAUUUGUCAGCCGUAUGCCAGUAUAUCUGACUAUAAAUAGGGCCGAUUUUGAACCUGGCAGCUUUUAUGGAGUUUAAAACUUAAUGAAGGUCAAAGUGCACGGGACAGGAAAGGAAUUCAUUCGUUUCAUUUUUGGGGAUAUAGCAGAAAGGAUUGUAGAAGUCAGAAAAGUUGAAUCAAAGAAAAUAAAAGUUCAGCGGAAAAAAGGAGAAUUUUGAUAAAUGUGUAAAUCAAAAUGGUAAAAAUGAUACAACGAAAAGCUGGAGACAAUAAAUUACAAACACGGGUAAUAUGUCAUAGUCCCAUAAUGGAAACUACAGUUGUGUAACCAUGGUUACGAUACAAAGUGAAAGUAUUUUGCUUCGUCACUUAACAUCAAUGUUGUGGACUAUAAAUUUGUAAAGGGCAUAAUGUAAAUGAUUUAAUAUGUAUAUGAUAGAGGUUAGGAAAUUUUCAGUCAAGGUCAUAGAAGUGAUUCAAGGUCAAAGAGCAAAAACAUCUAAAUUAUCAAAAAGAUAUAUUGAAUAUAACUUUUAAUGUUAUUCGAUUUUACUAUUGUACAAGGGAGAUAAUUCUCCUGUUACUAUUGACCUUGACCUCUGUGAUGACUUGUUUGGUCAUGAUUAUUCACAUUUGCACAUAUAACAUAAAGUAUUGUACACAUAUUCAGUGAUAAAUUACAUAUAAAUGAAAUAUUUAUCAUGUGUUAUUAAUUACUUUGUAUAUAUAAUGUACAUAAAUAUUAACUGUAUAUACAAAAUAUACACAAAUAACUGUUAUCAUGUAAUAUGUAAAGUAUAUUUUUGUUGGAUUUAAUCAUCAAUAUGUUGUGCUAAAAAAUUGUCAGUAUAAAAACUUUGUCCAGUUUAGAAAAAAUAUUAGGCUGAAUUCAAUUUACUCUUUCGUAAAGUUAUCCAAAAUCGAAAAAAAAUUCUUGUGUCCGAUAAUUGUUUGUUAAACAAAAUAUAGUGCUUUUAUGAUCUUUUAAGAUAAAUAGGAAAAAUACAGUUUUGGGACAAAUUUUUUAUACCUGACAGUCUCAUUGUAAAUAUCAAUUUGGAGCCAUUCCACUAAAAUGGAGACAAAACUUUUGAACAUAAGGCCAUUCACAAUUAUUGUAAUGUUGAGUUGUCUAAUUCUCUUUCCUUCUUUUACACCAAUUUCUUUUGAGUACUCAGUAGGGUUGCAAAUAUUUCUCUGUCUAAACUUCAAAUGUUUAAAAGGAUUGAAAUUAAAAAGUAUUAGCGAAAAUAAUUAUAUGUUGGUAUACAGAAAUUGACUGGCAAACAUGUACUGUGGAUUCAUUUAUUUUCGUGGAUACCAAUUUUCGUGGAUUGAGGAAAACUUAUAUGUUCGUUGAUAUUUAAUUUUGUGGUUUUGGAGAAAUCUGCAUACAAGCCUAUAGAAAAUUUGGUAUUCGUUGAACAUUUAAUUUCGUGGUUCAUCUGUUCCCACGAAAUCCACAAAAAAUUGAUGUCCAACGAAUAAUAAUGAAUCCACAGUAAAUUGUUUUGACAAGUUGUUGUGAGCAAAUGUUUCUUUAACCUCUCACUCUUUCAAGCAAGUGCUUUCUCCUUGCCAUUGUUAUUUUGUUUGGUAAAGAUUGCAUUCAUAGCAUUGUUUUGGUAGCUUAUUUUUUAGACCCCAUCAGUACUUGUUAUGGUACAAAAAAACCAUAGUGCUUUGAAGUGAACGUUCUUGACAUUUUAUCCGUGUAAAUUUUAAUUACUUUAUCAAUGAAAUAUAUACUUAGGUAUCAAGUUACAAAAAAUGUGUACUAGUAUUAGUAUAAUCAUACCUGUCAUGAAAACUAUUUAAUUGAGGAUUUCCACAAGGGACUUUAUCUGUUCUAAAAAUGGCCAUGGCAGGUUAUAUUAACAGCAGAGUUAUCUUUCUUUGUUUAUAAUUGAGGUAAACCAACUAUAGACAGUCAUGGUAAACCCACUUCAAAAUAUAGUUAUUUUGCUAAAAAAUUGCAAAUUUAAAACUUUUUAGUUUACACUACAAAAUGAAUGCAAUCUUUACCCACAGUGCUAACCAGCACUUUGAUUUCUAAACAAAUGUGAUUAUUGUUAACACGGGUAAGCCAUUUAAAAAAAUAAAUGCUCAAUUUUUUCUCUUUAACCCUCUAACCUUUAAUAGUGAGGAAAUAGACAUAAAAGUUACAGAUUUCUGUGUGCGUAAUACCAUGAUGAGGCUAUCUUGAGACCAAUAACAAUGUUGCAGGCAUUUUCUAAAGUAGAAACAAAUAAUUCUUGAAAGAUUCAAAUUACACAGAUUAUUUAGUAAGAAAAUUUUGUAAUUAAUUUCUAGAAUUAAAACAAAGGUAUUCUGUAAAAUGUGAACAAUUUUCCAUUUCAGAAUCUAAUGGAUUAUGGGUAAUUUUUAUGUCAAAUACCAAAAUGAAAUCACAGUACUGGUUGAUAUUCUAUGUUUUGAAUAUUGUUAGCCAAUCACAAUCUUUUGGUGUACCUUAUCAAAAAUAUUACCCAGAAUGCAUUAGAUUCUGAACAGGCCAACUGAUGCCUCAUUGUGGUGUCAGGAAAGCGAUAUAAAGUGCUAUCUUCUGUUAAGUUUGUUGUUAAUGAAAGUUUUAUUACUGUUUUAUUUUCUCUGUCAAUUGUACUAAAUCUCAUAAUAAGUUCUUAUGCAUGAAAAAGAGAUCUUUUAAAACACACACUCAAGGCGUGAUAGAGUAGUUAUUGAUGAAUGAAACCAAGAUGAAAAGAGGAAAGUAUCUUGAACACAAAUGAUAAGCAAUGUGUUGUGUACUGCCUAUUAGUAUUAUUUGAAUCAAUUCUUGUAAUUAGUUUAACACAUUAUGUAACAAUUUUUAAGAUUUUUGUUGAUUAUAAGUAAAAAUAUUGGUUAAGGAGUUAUUACAGAUUAAAAAUGAAGUUAUCUAUCUUACAUGAUGGAGUUAUCUUCCUUACUUGAUGAAUACAAGGUUGUAAUGGUUUUGUUGAUUAUUGUAAUUUUUAUUGCCUUUUUAUUAUAAACAGUGGUCCUCAAAUGAAUUCACAAUCCCUAUGAAUGUCCUCAAUCUGGUCACCAUCACCAAUCAACAUUAUGAAACCAGUAAUCCUUAUUUCUGUCAGAGUUUUGAUUAUCUCCCCUCAUUUAUUUGUUUUUUAUUCUCAUGAGAAUAUGAAAUUUCUCUUCAAUUUUUAGGAAACUAAACUUGAAAUAUACGUCAGGGAACAUACAUUUUAAUUCAUAAUUUGUAAUGCUCUUGCUGUUGAGUCCUGUCACAAACUCAUGAUUUUUCAUUGAAAAAAUAAAUGAUUUAAAUGAAAUCUAAGACUAUUUUCUGUGAUAUCUCAAUCUCUUUAAGAACUUAAACAUUUACCAUCAAUCUAUGCUGAUUGACUAAGCAUUGAUAAAUAUAAAUUUGCAUGCGGAAUAAUUGAUAUUCAUUUAAUUUUGUGACACUGUAUUUUUAACUACUUUGUUACAAAUGCUAGGAAGUAAAUAAAAUUCUUCAAGAGUUUUAACUACAAAGCUGUGAUUUUACUAUUCUUAUUAACAGGAUUGUAAAUAUGUUUUUUAAACUUUAAAAGUGGUAUAAUCUGUGGUUUUACUUUUAUAAAACAUGAUAUUUUUUUUUGCAUUUUAAUUACAAACCUACUAAAUUUAAUCUAUAAUAUUUUUUUUAAUUUUUUGAUUAUCUAAAAGAUUGUUUUAUUGAUAUGAAAAUUUAAAAUAGCAAAAGUUAAACAAAUGAUUUGUUUGCUCAACAGUUUAACUGUUUUAAAAUAUAAGCCAAUCUUGCAAUAGACUGGUUUUCUAAUGGACUGGUUCCCUAACAAUAUGAUUUUAUUGUGGACUAUUUCCUAAGGAUAGGUCUUUUCAUUUGUGUUAUUAUUUUGUUACUUACAAAUAAUUUUGUACAGAAUGAUGCUAUUUCUUUGUUAAACAUGUUAAUGUUAACAGUUAUCUUACUGACCUUGACAUUAACAAUAUGUUAAUGUGAUGACCUUGACAUUUGUUAAUGUGGUAACCUUGACACUAUUAUCUGUUGGUUUAUUUGUUUUUCAUCAUUGGUAAGACUGUGUUAAUACAGUUAUAAUCAUCCUCCUAGUUAAUGGAAUCAGGAAAAAAUAACAUUAAAAUCAACUUGAUAAUAUA